This is a messenger RNA of Coprinopsis cinerea okayama7#130, 3201 nucleotides long. RefSeq lists its product as hypothetical. Bases 1 to 3201 code for a protein of 1066 amino acids. Gene Ontology annotation, molecular function: microtubule binding. Gene Ontology annotation, cellular component: microtubule; nucleolus; mitotic spindle. Gene Ontology annotation, biological process: mitotic chromosome condensation; establishment of mitotic spindle localization; mitotic cytokinesis. The record is from RefSeq and is a predicted model, not a curated record. The transcript is spliced from 3 exons. NCBI's taxonomy places the organism in Eukaryota, Fungi, Basidiomycota, Agaricomycetes, Agaricales, Psathyrellaceae.
AUGUCCAACUCGACGGCCACCCAGAUUCUCUUCAACUCACCUGCGUUGCACUCGCUCAAACGCGAUCAACUCGUUAGGCUCUGCAAGACACAUUCCCUCAAGGCAAACGGAAAGAAUGUCGACCUCAUUGAACGACUCAAACAGCAUGCGCUAACCCUGCCCAAAGAUGCGCCACUCAGCAUUGCCGUCAGGGGUGAAGACAAUGAAGGCGAACCAAUGGACCAAGACGACAGCAACGACAGCAUUAACUCUGAAGAAAACUCAGUGGCGACGUCAUUUUCCCAUUCGACAAGACCCAGCGAACAGUGGGAGGUUGUGAUGGAUAGCAUCGCUGAAGAAGAAGAAGGCUCGUCAAAGGGCUCAUUGUCUUCUAUGAGGACAGUUGUUAAUGGAAACAAAGCCGGUGAAUUUGGCACCGGUUCAUCCAAAUCCUCGACGGUCGGCUCGUCAUUCAGAGCGCUGGCGACAUCACUUGGCCUCAAACGAGGCACGUCCACGACGUCCUCCAAACACAGUGUUCGUUCCGCGCUGUCCCGUGUGACCGCCACUCCAACGAACAACAAGGAUGAACUCGAGGAGACUGCAACUCCCUAUUCUGAACUACCCCCAUCUGAACCUGUGACCGAAGUCAAGCCGCUUGCAUUCAACCCUGCUCGAAUGUCAAUGACCGGCUUCUUGGCCGAAGGCGAAACGCCCUUGCCAGGCCAUGCUUUGCGACCUGGUGUCCCUGCGCCCGAGAAUGCAAGGCUUAGUCUUGGACUAGGACUCGGGGCACCCGCCACUCCUCGCAGAGCGCAACCGACAACGACCAUCCGCCUGGUCUCCCACGGUGGCAACGAGGCGGCAUCCAAAUCUACUUAUAGCUACGCAGGCCCUGCCACACCUCAGCUUAAGCCGCUCGAAACUACUUUCGAUUUGAUCAUGGGUAGCCCUGCCGCGGAAACUAACAGCUGGUCAGCAAUCGGAAGCAUCUAUCCGAAGUUAACUAUGGACGAUCUACCUCCCGCUUCCCCUCAUCAACCGCCACCCGCAGCUACAGAGACAACCACCACCACACCCACCCCUCAAUCACCAGAGCCAUUUGUGUUCGGUUCACCGCUUCCAAAGCAUCGCGUUUCCAAUGCCCAGUUUGCAUCCGCUGCGGCGAGCGUUCUCGAAGAGAUGAACAAGCGUCUUCAAGAAGAUGGCGUGGAAGGCGUAGACACUAGCAUCAUCGAUCGUCUGCAUCCCGGGGCUAGUAAUCGACAAUCCCUGUCACCCCAGGAGGUUAAGCCUCUUCCCGCCACUCGGAACACUGGCGAACACAAGGAGAAAUUCGAUUCUCUUCAUCAGAAAGAGUUUGCGAAAAUGGAGGGUAUUGACGGGAUGUUGAAACGAAGGCAGGAGCGUGCUGCGAAUGAUGUUCAGCCUAUUGUCGGCAAGAAGCGCAAGUCUAGUGUCAUGGGUGACGAUGGUCCUCGCCGUCCUGGCAUGGUUGGACGUGCCAGCCAGACUAGGGUUAUCAGCAAUGGUCGCCGCGCCAAAGCCCUUCCCGGUGCGUUCGGCAUGGAUGACGAAGAAGAAGAAGAAGAAGAGCAGGAGGCUGAAGCUCAACCUGAAGAAAGGGCUGGCAAGCGAAUUCGUGUUUCUUCCAACCCAAUCGACAACGCCGCACCUGCUCAAUCUUCGACAGAUGAAGAACGCGCUCGUAAGGAAAAGGAGCGCCAGGCCGUUAAGAAGAAAUUGGAGGCCAAUAGGCGCAGGAGGAGCAGUGUCGCCGGUAACCGUAGGCGGAGUAGCCGGGUCAGCGGAGGACUCAUUCAACCUAAAGCCAAGCCAUCGCGAUUUGGUUUCUUAUCAUCUGCGAAAUCCCUGGUUCAGAGUGUUUGGAAUCGAGGGAAGACCACUGCUGCCCCAGCUGCAAGCACAAACAUCCCCAAACCCAAUACCCUUGUUAAGCCGCCACCAGCAUCGAAGGCUCCGCUUGAUCUCUCCAAGAAAGCAGCCGCUGCACCUGCAAAACCAACUUCAGCUACUGCUGUUGCCGCCGGUCGAGUCCCCUCUGGCAAGGCAGUUAACAAACCGUCGGAGGCCAAAGGAUCUAUCACGUCUGCUCGUGCUCGAUCUCCCAUCCCGUCAUUUGGUGCAGGUUCUUCUCGAGGAAGUAUUGCAACCAACAACGGUACGCAAGGCAGCAGGAUGAGCCACCUCUCUGCCAUGGCCGCUGCAGCGUCCAAGAAGACCUCUGUAACAGGUACUGCUGCUUCCCGAAGUUCAACUGCCAACGUUUCUUCCGUUGGUACCCGCACGUCGCUCGCGCAGCCCACUACUGCUGUUGGUAGUAUGGGUGUCAAGAAGCCCAGUCUUGCCCCUGGUCGGGCCUCCGUUGUUGGUUCAAACAAUACCAACUCCUCCCUCGCUGGCAGACCCUCCAACACCGGUUCGAGUUCAUCCAGACUUUCCACGUCUUCCCGUCUCUUUGCACCCACUGCCAGCUCCUUGGCCAAGACCAGUAACAGAAACUCUGCUGCCGGUCUCAGACCUGCUCUGGAGAAGAAAUCCAAGCUCAGCCUCCCUUCGGCCCCUCGACAUACGCCUCAACCUCAAUCUCCACCUGCAUUGACUACCAUCACUAACAAUCCUCGCCCAGGCAACAUUCGAUCUCCGGGUACACCUUUCUCUCCCACCCGAGGCAAGAUUUUCAGCACUCCUCUCCAAAUGCCCAGUGGCAUUCCAACUCCCGUAAAGAAACGUGUUCCUUCUACUGAGAGCAAUACUUCCAAGGCCACUACCGAUACAACUACCACCACCAACUCAGGGGGUUCAACUUCUGGUAGUGGUGGAGCUACCGUCGUACGUCAGCGAAGUAUCUCAGGACGCAAGCCCAGAAUCUCGCGUUCCAAGGUUAUCGCUAGAUUGGCUUCUCAGCGGGCUGCUUCCUCCAGUUCUUCCUCCUCGAAUAUUCCAGGUACGCCUAGCGUGCUUGCGAAGAAACCGGGUGGAAGGCCUAGGUCCAGUUUGGGAGCGAAAGUACAUAGGGCUAGUUUGACGGGAGGUAUACAGGCGAGGAGCAGGAUGAGCGGGGGUGCAGGUGGCGAUGUGUUGAUGAGUGCAAAGAAGAAGGCGCGACAGAGCGAGUAUAUUAGGCGAAGGAGCAGGGGACUAGUGCUUUCGCCUACACCUGCCGCGAAGGAGGGUGGCGCGAUGGAAGUUGAUGCAUAG